Messenger RNA from Dracunculus medinensis (Guinea worm), 3147 nucleotides. NCBI's taxonomy places the organism in Eukaryota, Metazoa, Nematoda, Chromadorea, Rhabditida, Dracunculidae. The record is from the annotation of a GenBank genome assembly.
AUGUCGGUGCUGCAUGAAAUUGAAAAACGAUUUGAUCAGCAGCAUCGCGAAAAUCAUCCAGUAAGAGAGCCAAAUCGACGGAGUAGCAUUUUGGUGGGUCGCCGAUCGUUGGAACUCACCGAAGAGUACGGCGAUAAAGAGCCAAGGUUUGUAAAACUUAUAGUGAAACUUUACAAGCAGUGGGGCUUUAUUAUUACGAAAUGGGCUUGGCUCGCGGUUUUCACGUGCCUCACAUUGUCCGUCCUUGGAACACUCAAAAUACUACAAACAAAGCAAAAAAAUGAACUCACUGGUUACGUGCCAUUUGAAGCGCGGUCCCGUGUUGAAUUCGAGCAAUACACCUCAUUCUUUGCUCAUAGUGGCCUGCCGAUUGCAAGUUACAUAUUUUUAGCUCCUAAAGAUGGCGGUUCAAUUCUGCGAGAUGAUUAUCUUAUGGAAACUAUUAAAAUUUUAAACCUGGCGAUGGGGAACGUAACUAUGUUUAAUCGAGAUUUGAAUAGAAGUCAGUCAUUUGAGGAAUUCUGUAUAAGUUUCUGCAUCGCGAAUGAGCCAGUUCGGCAAUUCUAUAAUGGGUGGCAAAUCCAGAAAUUGUCCAUUGAACGAGGAGAUGGGGUUAAUGAUGUGAUAAAGCUCGAUUAUCCAACAAGCUCAAUUUUCGAUAAGAAAUUCAGUUUGCAACCGAAUUUUUUUGGUGUUGAGCUAUAUGAUACAAAAGAAUCGUCCGAUGAUGGUGAUACUUAUUCAUCUAAUUUGACUGAUAUUAAUGAAUCUGCUGCAAAUAAGAGCUUAUCAGAACAACGAAUGCUAACGAAUAUGAAAAUCGCUAGAAUAAUAGCAUUACAGUUCCGCGCUGAGCAUUUACCGGCUUGGUCAACAGAUGAUGUUAAAGAUUGGGAAUUACGACUCGUGAAAUUUUUUGAAGAUGAAUACAAAUCCGAUUUAUUAAAAAUUUUCGUUCUAUCGCAAACGUACAUUGAAACAGAGAUGGUGCGAGCUGGUGCUUCAUUACUACCAUAUCUCACUGUUGGCUUUUUUAUUAUGUGUACGUGCUCAGUGGUCACAGUUACGAUUCGAGCUGCUUAUAUGCACCAAAAUAAUUUCUAUAAGGUCAUUUUAUCUAUAGGUUAUGUUUCUGUUGUUUAUUGGUCAAACGUUCUAGAGAAAGCAGUACCAAUAGCAUUAGUAUUAACAGUAGCAGAAGUGAUACUGGCAGUGAUGGCCUGUAUAACACCGUUGCUUGCUUGCCAAACUGCAUUGGCAGUACUCUUUCUCGUUGGCCUACGAUUUUCGUCCAUUUUAUGCGUUAUACCAUUCCUUGUGCUUUCAAUUGGAGUCGACAGUUCGUAUUUAAUGAUUCACGAGUGGCAACGAGUAACUAAAGAAAUUCAUGAUGGGCAAAAGAAACCUGAUAAUGUAUUAAGUGAAGUUGGUCCAGCAAUUCUCAUAUCUGCUUUAACAAAUAUCCUAGCCGAUGGCGUCGGUUGUUGGACUUCAUCGCCGGAAAUACGACUAUUAUGUCUUGGGAAUUUAUUUUCGAUGUUCAUGGCGUAUAUAUAUCAGAUGACUUUUUAUUCUGGUUUAAUGUCAAUUGUUGGUAGAUUAGAAAUCGAAGGCGAAAAAAAGAAUAAUAAUACUAUGGAAAUCAGCAUAAAAGAUAUGAAAGUCAACAUUCGUCGUGAUAGCGCAAUCUUUCAACGUCGAAGCUCACGUUUUCACGACACGUCAAAACUUUACAUAAGCAAAUACAUGAGAGUUUAUGUUGAAUUUAUGACUCAAACGAUCACUUCAUUAUUUAUUAUUCUCACUUAUUUAUUCUAUCUUUUUACGUCAAUAUGGGGAAUAACACGAAUUAAUAUAAAUCUUACAUCUCAAAAGCUUUUUGCGCAAGAUUCUCCACUUAUUGAAUUGGAUAAACUCCGUGUGCAAUACCAAGUACCAACCUACACUAUAGCGACAGUAUUCAUCAAUAAAGCAGGAAAUUUAUCGGACUCUUCUCGAAUUGGGCUAAUAAAUAAAAUGGUUGAUGAAUUCGAAGCGAUUCAUGGGAACUGGGGCCCUGUUGGUACAAUGUACUUUUUGAGAGAUUUUGUUAAAUUCGAAAAAGAGUACCAGUCGGGAGACUAUGAUUAUGACAGCGCGGAUGAUGGUGAUGGAAACAUAUCAACGACAACAACAACAGCAAUAAUCACUCCAUCAAAUAGCGGUUUAGAAUUGAGACAAGAAGAUAUCGAAGCAUUUUUAAGCUGGCCAGAGUACAGUAUUUGGAAUGGAUUUGUCUAUUUGGGCAGUGAUAAUGAUACGGCUGAGUAUAGAAAAAAAUUUAAGGAGAAAUUGAAUUUCAGUGCAAAAAAUAUAAGCCGCUUUUUUUUUAUAACUGCUUAUAAAGGAGAAUGGUUAAUUGAUUGGGUUGAAAGAGGAAAUUUAUUGAAAAAAUGGCGAAAAAUUGUCGAUGAUCCGAUUUACCGGUCAUUUCACGCAUCAGUCUUCCAUGAAGAUGGGGUGUUUUUGGAUUUAAUUGACAAUAUGACAACUGAUACGUGGCAGUCAAUAUUGGGCACUUUGAUUUGUAUGGCAGCUGUUUGUUUUCUUUUCCUCAGAAGUCCAAUAACUGUUGCAAUAGCGACAAGUAGUGUCCUAUCAAUUUGUAUCGGCAUAUUGGGCAUUGGAUCAUGGCUAGGCAUUGACUUAGAUCCAAUAACGAUGGCUGCUAUGAUUAUUUCUAUUGGAUUUAGUGUUGAUAUACCAGCACAUGUAUCCUAUCACUACUAUAAAGCUUGUGAAAGCGGUCCAAAUGCUACUUCUCAGGCAAGGCUUGGUAAUUGCCUCUCUUUAGUGGCGUUUCCAGCAGUUCAAGCAGCUUUAUCAACAAUUUUCUGUAUCAUUAGUUUGCUAUUCGUUCCAAUUUAUAUGUCUAAGGUGUUCGUGAAGACGAUGGUAGUUUGUGUCUUAUUGUGCAAUAUUCAUGGACUUAUAUUUUUGCCGGCAAUAUUAUCUACUGUGGAUCAAAUUAUCUCAAAAAUAUGCCGAAAUAAACCAAAGCAGAAACAAGGUCCACGAAAGAAACAGCUACGAAGUUUAGAACGGUAUCGUAUUUCAGCAGCUGAUACUGAUCCAACCAGAGUUGAUCGGCCUACCAUUGUCGAAUAA